AUGAGCACCAGGCAGGAGGCCAGGAGAGAUGAAGGAGACACCAGGAGGGGACAGGAGGCAGAGCUUCGGGACCGAGCCCACCUGAGCCAGCAGCGCCGACUCAAACAGGCCACCCAGUUUCUGCACAAGGACUCUGCUGACCUGCUGCCCCUGGACGGCCUCAAGAGGCUCGGCACCUCCAAGGACUUGCAGCCGCACAGCGUGAUCCAAAGACGCCUGGUGGAGGGAAGCCAGAGUCGGCUCCAGGGGGAGUCUCCCCUGGUGCAGGCCCUGAUUCAUGGCCAGGAGAGCAGGAGGAAGACCAGUAGGACAGAGACCCCAGCUCUUCUGGUCAACUGCAAGUGCCGGGACCAGCUGCUCAGAGUGGCCGUGGACACAGGCACCCAGCACAAUCGGAUCUCCGCUGGAUGCCUCAGCCGCCUGGGGUUAGGGACGAGGGUCCUAAAAGCCCCAGGUGGGGACCUGACUCCUGGGCCCCCGACCCAGGUGGAGCAGCUGGAGCUACAGCUGGGGCAGGAGACUGUGGCAUGCUCGGCCCAGGUGGUGGAUGUCCAGAGCCCUGAGCUCUGUCUUGGACUGCAGACUCUGCUUUCUCUCAAGUGCUGCAUCGACCUGGAACACGGAGUGCUGCGGCUGAAAGCCCCAUUCUCAGAGCUGCCCUUCCUGCCUGUGUACCAAGAGCCCAGCCAGUGACCACAGUCCCAGUCAGUCCCCAGGGGAAAUGCUGUGCCUUGGAGAAAGAGCCGUGUGGGGAACAGGAGCAUUACUGGAGCCGGGUAGCUGGGGACUACUGUGUCUGUCCCUUUUAUCACCACCUGACCCCUGCUGUCCCACUUCUCUUGGUCGGCCACUUUCUUCUCUGCUUCUCAGCAGCUGUCCUACCUCCUAGGAGUUUUCACUAGAGGGCC
Molecule: messenger RNA, 908 nt
Organism: Cynocephalus volans (Philippine flying lemur)
Lineage: Eukaryota; Metazoa; Chordata; Mammalia; Dermoptera; Cynocephalidae
Gene: NRIP2
Product: nuclear receptor interacting protein 2
Exons: 6
Coding region: 1-693 (230 amino acids)
Biological process (GO): proteolysis
Molecular function (GO): aspartic-type endopeptidase activity
Source: RefSeq, a predicted model, not a curated record